This is a messenger RNA of Colius striatus (speckled mousebird), 3538 nucleotides long. It is a transcript of the gene GCNT4, whose product is annotated as glucosaminyl (N-acetyl) transferase 4. NCBI's taxonomy places the organism in Eukaryota, Metazoa, Chordata, Aves, Coliiformes, Coliidae. The record is from RefSeq and is a predicted model, not a curated record. Gene Ontology annotation, molecular function: acetylglucosaminyltransferase activity. The transcript is spliced from 3 exons. Gene Ontology annotation, cellular component: membrane. The coding region runs from base 366 to 1721 and encodes 451 amino acids.
GCCGUGCUGCACACAUGUCCGCGCACACACGCACAGACACACACACGCACACAGACAGACGCCGCCGAGUAGGGGAGCGCGCCGUGCCCGCAGCACCCGGCCCGGGACGGCCGCGCUUCGCCCCGCUAACAUUUUACUCUUUUGUAAUCUAUGCAAGCAAUAAUGUUGUCCCUGCUACUUCUGCACAUCCGACUUCAUACACGCCUGAAACACUCAUAAAAUUGAAGGCCACAGGCACUGGCAGGAUGGAACAGGCACCAGGACUUGAUUCAGCCACAGAGCUGGCUGUGCCCCCAUUGAUCUUCUGGAACAGAGCAUGCUAAAGAGCUCCUCAAGGGGAAGAGACCAUAACAAAGUCCAGGAGGAUGAAGCGACGCAAGUGUCCCUCACAUAGGAAGAUCCUGAUCCUGUGUGCGACAGGGUGGCUGAUUGCACUGCUGAAGCUUCUCCAUGUUGAAAGACACUUUUUUCCCUCUAAGGACAUUUAUUUAGUUGAGCACUUCUUGAGCACUUCUUCUUACGUUAGAAACAGGUAUUCCUACCUUAGAAAUGAGUUCCGGUGUGAAAUCAAUUGUUCAUCUAUAUAUGAACAAGAUCCCCAUGAAAUUGGCAAGAGUUUAGAGAUAAGAAGGAAAGAGAUAAUUGAUUUAGCUGAUGAAGAUGUUGUAGCAAUGACGAGUUCUUGCCAUGUGUAUCGUUCACUUAGGAAAUACCACCUAAAACCCAUUUCUCUGGAGGAAGAGAGAUUUCCAGUUGCCUACUCUUUGGUUGUUCACAAAGAUGCAGUAAUGGUAGAAAGGCUCAUACAUUCACUGUACAGCCAUCAAAAUAUUUACUGCAUCCAUUAUGACCAAAAAGCAGCUAAAAGUUUCAAGUCUGCUAUGAACAAUCUAGCUAAAUGUUUCCCCAAUAUUUUCAUUGCGUCAAAAUUGGAGACAGUGGACUAUGCACAUAUUUCACGUCUGCAAGCAGAUUUCAAUUGUUUGUCCGAUUUGAUGGACUCUUCAGUUCCCUGGAAGUAUGUUAUUAAUUUGUGUGGCCAGGAUUUCCCUUUGAGGUCCAAUUUUGAGUUGGUUGCUGAACUGAAGAAACUUGGUGGAAGAAACAUGCUGGAAACUAUAAAACCAAGCAGCAGCAAAAGAGAACGAUUUACUUAUCACUACGAACUUAUGAAAGUGCCUUAUGAAUACAUGCAGAUGCCUGUAAAAACCAACAUUUCCAAGAAUCCACCACCUCAUAAUAUUGAGGUAUUUGUAGGCAGUGCCUAUUUUGUUUUAAGCCGAGCUUUUAUUCAAUAUACCCUUGCAAGCACUCUUGCAAAAGAUUUCUUUGAGUGGUCAAGGGAUACAUACUCUCCGGAUGAGCAUUUCUGGGCCACUCUUGUACGUGUUCCUGGGGUCCCUGGGGAAGUUCCAAGGUCGGCCCAGGACAUAACAGACCUACAAAGCAAAACUCGUCUGGUGAAAUGGAAUUAUCUUGAAGACCAUUUGUAUCCUUCCUGCACUGGUACACACCUUCGCAGCGUCUGCAUCUAUGGGGCUGCAGAAUUAAGGUGGCUUCUGAAUUACGGGCACUGGUUCGCCAACAAGUUUGACUCCAAAGUGGACCCUGUCCUGGUAAAAUGCUUGGCAGAAAAACUGGCAGACCAACAGAAAGAGUGGGUCUAUUUGUCCUCUGAUAAAUACUUUCUGCACAUGAAUUCUAUGAAUGCCUCGCUAUAGCAGCACUAUCUUCCCUGCUGUCAGUACUGUGUACUGUUACAGCACCACACCUGCAGUUCCUCUGCCCUGCCCUGCUGCAGGAUGUUAGCAAGUUAAACAUCCGUUCUGCAUAAAGUUCAGGGUCCUUGAAUGCCAGGUGACUGGCCAUUUAUUUAUGAAAAGUCACGUCUCUCUGAUUAGCUGUUUUGUAACCUGCCACAAUAAUCCUGUAAUUGUUCUUCAGGGUGCUUUUGGAGGCUCUGGCGCUGUCUGUCCUUUUGGAGUAUUUCAGAAAUAUGUUUUACAUCAGUCGUCUUUGUGUCUUUCCUGGGAAACUCCAAUGUGUCUUGUCUGCCUGUCCCCUUUUCCUUCACUUGUCUUAUUCUUAAAGGUAUGAAACAAAGACCUCUGUAUCUGCUACCUCAGGAAAACUGGAAGUGCCCACCUCAUGGACAAAUCCAAGAGAUCAGUAUGACACCAAAUGAGACAUGUGGCUUCACCUGAAGUCCAAAACUUCCUUUCUUUGGGAGCUAAGAAAGAUCUUUGCAAUGUGAAUGUGACUGGAUGAUAUAAGGGAAAGGAGAUCCUUAGAUGCUGCCUUGUCUUUAAGCAUUGUUCUCGUCUCCCAGCACAUCUGUGCGUUGCUUUUCUUUCUGGGAAGCAUGAAGCAUGUGCUAAGGUGCAGUGCCACGCCCAUGGGAUUGGUGGUGGUUGGUUGAUCCAGAAUUACAUGCUGUUACUCUCCAAAGGCAGGGUACAAGUAUCACAUUAAGGGCAAUCUCGGCAGCCCAGUAGAGUAGGUAUCCAUGCCGAAAGAGAUCCCUCAGGGCCUCAGCCCUUAGAAAUACUCUUCUGUGAAAUCCCAAGCCUCUUGAAACAGUGUGUCUGUACACAGUGGAUUAUCAAGCGCUACUUCUAAUUAGCAUUCAGCAAUGUGAUGCUAUGUUGGAACGUUAAAUACUCAAAAGUCAAUCUGUCAUUGUAAGAAUAGCUGUAUUGUGGAAAUGAAAACCCUGUGUAGAAGUGUCUGUCCACGCAAGUCUUGUGCCACCACAAUGCCAGGCUAAUAGGCGCUUGAGCAAGCCCUGGUUUAGCUAUGGAGCAGCUGUUCUCCAACAUCCUCUGUUUUCCAUGGCUCUGCUAAGCAUCCUGGUAGCAAAGCAGCCUAGGAGACUUCUCAUAGCCUGGGCUCCCCACAGUACAGUGUGAGGGAAGUAUUUGUUAGUGCAGGGGUCUCUGCAGAAACUCUGCAACUCAAAAAAUGCCCCAUAACAUUUUGGAAGUUUCUCUGGAACAUUGCUCUGCCACAAGUUUGGUUUAGGUGGUUCCAGUGGACCCUAGGGUCCAGCUUGCUCCUUGCUACUGUCCUCUUUCUACUCAUCUGGGCCCCUUCCCACAAGUGACUUUGGUGUGUCUGGUCUUAUUUAUCCACAGAUUGCUGCAAUAACAAUCAUGUCUUAUAUCCGUGUUAAAUCUUUUUCUUGAGUUGAAUGAAUCAAGUAAUUGUUUAGUCUCACUGUUUGUUUAUAAGUUUAUUGAUGGACAAGUCACCAGUGGCUUAAGAUAAUGUUUGAGAAGGAGUUGUGGGCGUUUUUCCCCAUUCAUGACACUGAUUUCCUAUGAGACCUCAGACAAAUCACCAGUGUUUUCUAUUUCAACUGUUCCAUCUGUAAAAUGGGAACAAUGAUGCUCUGUUAUCUUACUAAGCACUUCAAAAACCUAUGGGUGUUAUGUGAUGCUUGCACAGUACUGAUUUCUUAUAAAACUAUUUAUGGAGUCUGGGGAUGCACAGUUUCUUUGAUGUACUGUUUCUGAAAUAAAUGAGGAUUAUUUUUAAA